UAAAGCAAAUUAACACAAAAGAAGAAAAAAAUAAACCAAAAAUUGAACACCUUCAAGAGCCAAAAAUAUUAAAACCAAGCUAUUUAGUAAAGAAUCAAAAUUCCAAGAAAAUAAAAGAGAUAGUUGAAAGACUUUUAGCAAAAUUGAAGACAAUCGAUUCAUCAUUAGCCGAAAACUAG
Molecule: messenger RNA, 179 nt
Organism: Racocetra persica
Lineage: Eukaryota; Fungi; Glomeromycota; Glomeromycetes; Diversisporales; Gigasporaceae
Source: the annotation of a GenBank genome assembly